CAUUCAAGAACAAGAACACAAACACAAAGCCAACAAAAAGAAAGGAAAAAAAAACUCAAAACAAAAACAAAGAAACUUUUAAAAACAAAUGGGGAAAGGAGGAAAUUUCGUGACGGUGGCGGCUUCUGAGGUGGAGGAGCUACGACGGAAGAACGGAGAGAUGGAAAAAGCGGUGGAGGAAAUGAGGAGAGAGAUGUUGCAGCUGUGGCGACGGACGCAGGUGGCGGAAGAGGCUGAGGAGCGUCUCUGCUCUCAGCUGGCCGAGCUCGAAGCCGAAUCGCUCGACCAGGCGCGUGAUUACCAAUCUCGCAUCCUCUUCCUCGUGAACGAACUCUCUCGUCUCUCCUCAUCCGAUUUGGCCUCGCCCUAGAUUGAUAGAUCGAUACAUGCGUAUUUGUGUAAUGAUAGAUAUCUUAGAUUAUUGCAUGUAUUUUAAUUUACAGAAUCGGCUCAUCAUAUCAAUGCCAAUUCUGUAGAGUUUUUCUUUUUCUUAUUGUUUAUAGAUCUCUAAUUUCUGCUUGGAAAUUUUAGUGUAAACAAAAAAAUCCAUGUUGUUAUAAAAAUAGGUAAUGAAGAUCUUUGAAAAUAAAAGUAUUUUUUGUUUGAAA
Molecule: messenger RNA, 608 nt
Organism: Brassica napus (rape)
Lineage: Eukaryota; Viridiplantae; Streptophyta; Magnoliopsida; Brassicales; Brassicaceae
Product: protein RESPONSE TO LOW SULFUR 2
Exons: 1
Coding region: 89-370 (93 amino acids)
Biological process (GO): cellular oxidant detoxification
Source: RefSeq, a predicted model, not a curated record